Messenger RNA from Tripterygium wilfordii, 3856 nucleotides. Its product is annotated as probable leucine-rich repeat receptor-like serine/threonine-protein kinase At3g14840. The record is from RefSeq and is a predicted model, not a curated record. Gene Ontology annotation, biological process: protein phosphorylation. The transcript is spliced from 26 exons. Lineage: Eukaryota; Viridiplantae; Streptophyta; Magnoliopsida; Celastrales; Celastraceae. Gene Ontology annotation, molecular function: ATP binding; protein kinase activity; protein binding. Bases 129 to 2915 code for a protein of 928 amino acids.
CAAGGAGUACUUGCUCGGAGCCAUAUUGCCUUAAGGGGGGGAAUCGCAGUCCGGUAAAUUGCACUGAAAAGCAUGGACUUCAUUGCUAUGAAGUGAACGCUCUUCAGCAUUUUGUGAACGCCUUAAAGAUGCAUCCGCCACCAGAUAUCUCGAGCUCAUUUUGUGAAACCUCACGUACUGGUAGUGUGAAUCUCCAUAUUCGAUGCGUGUGUGGCAAUGACCAAAUUUGUCACAUAACCGAAAUAACAUGGACUGGCCUAGACCUACAGGGUUCGCUUCAUGAAGCAUUAUCAGGACUUCCAUUGCUGCAGAAACUUGAUAUGUCCGACAAUGAUCUUCAUGGCACCAUUCCUGAUAUAUGGGGAAAGUUGCCUCAUUUGCAAUAUUUAGACCUUUCAGAUAAUCAGUUGAUUGGGCCUAUACCUCCAAGCUUAGGAAACCUGAAAAAUCUAAGUUUACUUGAUCUGUCCUCCAACCUUCUCAGUGGGACCAUACCACCACAAUUGGGCUCAAUCUCCAAUCUUUCUGUUUUAGUAUUGGGAUUAAAUCAGUUAGUUGAAUCUAUUCCUAAUGAACUGGGAAACCUGAGGAAUGUUCACUUCAUGGAUUUAAGCGAGAAUCUACUCGCUGGUCAACUCCCAGAUGGUUUUAGAAACUUGAAAAGCAUCCGGAAUUUGUGGUUGUCAGGGAACUUUCUUAAUGGCACUUUGCCGGAGAGUUAUGCCAAUCUCACAACUCUAGAGUAUUUCGAGGUAAGUGGGAACAACUUGUCUGGUCCGAUACCGGAGUACAUUGCAAAUAAUUGGGUCAAUCUCACUCAUUUGGAUCUUUUGGGAAAUGAAUUUGAAGGACCACUGCCUGCAAAAAUAUUUUCCAUGAAAACUCUAGUGUCCUUGUGGGUUAGUGACCUGAAGAAUGCGGGUUUCUCUCUCCCUGAAGAUGCAACCUUAGAUAAUAUGGGUUUGCUGAUGAUAAGGAAUAGCUCUGUUAAUGGCACCAUUCCCAGAUGGCUCGGUAGCAUGGAAGAUUUAUAUUAUUUGGACUUGAGUUUCAACAACUUAAGUGGUGUUUUGCCGAAUACUCUAAGUAACCGAAGUAUUGAGAAGAUAUUUCUUAUGCAUAAUCAGCUGAAUGGAACAAUCCCCAAAUGGAUUGAGCAUACCAUCAAGGUUAAGGGGGAUCUUUCAUAUAAUAAUUUUCUAAAUGUAACUGGUUUAUCAAAUCCAAAGACUCCACUAGGGAAAAAGAUAAAAAUUGAACCACUCAACAGGGAAUCCUUAAAGGAGAGAAUGAAAAGUAAAUGUCCUAAACCCAAGUAUAAUUCCUUGUUCAUAAAUUGUGGAGGUCCUGAAACAACUUUCCAAGGGAAACACUAUGAGGCGGAUAAUUCAACAGACAAUUUUUACACAAGUCCAAAUGGGAAUUGGGCUUACAGUUUUUCUGGGGAGUUUUCGUCAGGAACCAGAGAUUACAUAGAGAACUUAUCAUGUGCCAUCUCUGUCCCUGAGGCACAUAUAUAUGAGGAUUCUCGCAUAGCUCCUGUCUCGCUAACAUAUUAUGCCCUCUGCUUACAUAAUGGCCUCUAUAAUGUGACACUUCAUUUUGCCGAAAAUGUAUACACAAAGAGUGAAGACCAUAGCAUUUUGGGGAAACGGACAUUCGAUGUCUAUAUCCAGGGUGACAGAAAAUUGCGAGAUUACCGCCCAAAAAAGAGCCUAAAUUAUACAAAAUCACGGAAGGCAAAUUUUUCAGUUUCAGUUGAUGACAAUCUAUUGGAAAUACACCUCUUCUGGGCAGGAAAAGGAUCCAUAUAUAACCCACCUUAUCUCAAUGGACCUCUUAUAUCAGCUAUUUCUGUAAUUCCAGAAUUCAAAACCAAACAAUCUCCUUUAAAAAUAGGGGGGAUUGCAGCUGCUUCUCUAUUUGUUCUUCUAGUGAUUUUUCUCAUCAUCUGGCUAAUGGUGUGGCGGAGAGACAGAGAGUUGUCUGCAAAGCGUAUUAACAUCGAAGGCAGAUAUUUUUCCAUCAAAGAGAUCAAAAAAGCCACAAGCAAUUUUAGCCAGGAAAUGCAGAUUGGCAGUGGGGAUUCUGCUAAAGUAUACAAGGCUCAAUUGACAGAUGAAAUUGUUGUAGCAGUGAAGAAGCUAUCCCCUAGAACAAAGGAAGCCAUUCGUUUCUCCCAGGAAGAUAUUAAUACUUUAAAGUCCUUUGAACAUGAGAACGUAGUUAAAUUUUAUGGUGCAUAUUCCAAAAAAGACCUACAUUUGAUAAUCUACGAAUACAUGGAGCGCGGUUCACUCCAAGAUGUCUUGUUCGACUCAAGUUUUACUUGGAAAGAACAAUAUAUUAUUUGCCUGGGAACAGCAGAGGGUUUGAAGUAUCUACACGAGAAGACACCUUAUCAUGGAAAAGUUAAAGACAGCCAGAUUUUGCUUGCUGGAACUUCAGAUGACAGUACUUUUAAGGUCAAGAUAUCCGACUUCUGGUUGACAAACCUGUCUCGGAUGGAGGACAUAUUUAUGGUCGAGGUGCCUGAAGAAAAGAAAUACUCAAGAGUGCCCCCUGAGGUGGCGACACUCAGAAAAACAAUAACAAGCAAGGUUGAUGUUUACAACUAUGGGCUUGUUCUGCUUGAAAUUAUCAGCAGGAAGAGGCUCGAGUACGAAGAAAAUGCACAAAGUGUGUAUCUAGUGAGUCUGGCUUAUGAAUUGCAAGAGAAGCAAAGGCUUGACCAUUUGAUUGAUAGAACACCAGAAGGAUUGAACAUGAAACAAGCCAAAAUCAUCUUGGAGCUGGCAAUGGUGUGCAUCAGGCAAGUACCAACACUCAGGCCUACCAUGCCCGACGUUGUUACCGUACUCAAAGGAGAGAGAAGUGUAGAGCAGAUUAAAAAAGCCAUCAUUGGCUCAACUUGAUUUGUAGUCUUGGUUUUGUGGGUUCAGCUGGGGUUCAUGUCUCUUUCUUCUGUUUAAAGCAUUGGAGCUUUCCUUGUGUUUAAUACAACUCUGGUUAAUGUUUCUAAUUUGUGUUGUUAAGUUGGUUUAGUGAGUCUUGUCUUGUAUUAGUGUUAACGUUGUUUAAGUUGGUCAUUUUUGUGUUUGACUAUUUGUAUUUGUAUUUGUUUGGCUGGAGUCUUGUAGUGUUAAAUAAAAAGAAGAUCAGUUUUAGAGACAGAAAGCUAUUUUCUGGAACUUUUCUUUGUAUCUUCAUCAAUUGCUCUGUUUUGAUAGCUGGAACUGCAAGGUUAUUUGUUGGUUUUAAGUGCUUUUGGAAUCUACAGUGGUAUACUAUCGGAGCAUUCUUCUUGGUGGACUUGUGAUGCGAGAGGAGGAGAAUCUACAGCUCGAGAGUUUUUGAAGAAGCUCAAGGUCAUGUCAGCCUCAUCUCCACCUUCUCCGCGCGUCUUCAACGGUGAGGGCUACGAUUUUUCAUGUGUAAAAAUGAAAGCUUUUCUCGUGGCUCACAACCAGCGGGAGGGUACGAAUGCAAAAUGGGUAAUGGAGUUUGAGGGGGUUAUUGAAAAGUUUUCAAAUAUCAGAUGUCUACAUCGUCAGCAGCAAAGCCUACGAAAAUGCAUGGAUUGGAUUCUCACAGGUGCUUGUUCUAUUUCUGGCCCAGUGGCCCAACUUUUAAUGAAGAUCCAUAUUCAAUCUAAUCUUGGCCCAACUUUAAGAUGGCCGAAAAACAAGAGCCUAGAAAGUAGAAAUCUCUAUGCUCCUCCUUCGUCAACCAAAGCAACCUUUUCUUCCUUCUUAAACUCCUCUAAUCCUUACAUGGUAUAAUGUACAAAUUCGAACUUUCUACCAUUCAUAAAAGUGAGAAAAUAUGCAUUAAUUCCAAAACUCUUUAACCGGUG